UUUACAUUGCGCAAUAAAAUAAUUGAAAAUAAGCAGAAAUGAAAAAACCUCCUUUACACAUGCUUUAAUGUACGCGAUUCAGGUGAUACGCAAACGAGGCUAAUUAAAUUUGGCAACGAAAGUUUUUAGUGCAGUUUAAUAUGAUCACGUUACGAGGAAAACUCAAAAAGGACAAUGACAUAGCAAAUUCAAAGAAUUACAACAGGCGAGUCUCAAUACGAGAUAAAUUACUGAUCAAAGAGGUACAGGAAAUGGAACAGACGUUGCCAGUAACUUGUAAAGUCACAUUUAAAGAUCCACAUUGUCUUCAUGAAUUCAUCUUGUUAAUUAUGCCAGAUGAGGGAUAUUGGAUUGGUGGCCAUUUCUAUUUUCAAAUUUACAUAAGCGAAGAUUACAACAUGGCGCCGCCAGUGGUAAAAUGCUUAACAAAGUUAUGGCAUCCUAACAUAAGCGAGGAUGGUGAUGUAUGCCUAUCUAUUUUAAGACAAAGUAGUAUUGAUGGCAUGGGAUGGGCACCAACACGCAAACUAAAAGACGUUGUAUGGGGUUUAAAUUCUCUUUUCACUGAUCUCCUAAACUUUGACGAUCCUUUGAAUAGAGAUGCAGCAGAUUUGUUUAUUAAGGAUAAAGAAUCUUUUCGAAGUAAAGUUAAAGAUUAUGUAAUGCAAUAUGCAAAAAGAUGAUUUACAUUGUAACAUUUUAAUUAACAAAUGAUUAUUUACAUUUUUCAAAUUGGUUCCAUGCCUCUUUUUAGUAUAUGAGUACAGAAUUUGCUCAAAUCUGCUUUAGGUUAAUUAUGAUUUAACUCAAUUUAAUAUUGCUAGUCUUUUUGUCUGAAAGAGAUUAUCAUCGCUUUCAGUUUCAUAUAAUUCAAUUUUCGGACUGUUCUAGCGAAAUUGUAUUAAUACACUUUAAUUAUGACUUAUAUCAUUAUGUAUGAAAGAAAUGUAAACAUAAAAAAUUAAAAGUACAUCAUGUGCACAAUGUUUUUUUUUUCUUGACGAGACAUUGUAAUGCCAACGAGCAAUUGUAAAUAAAGUGGGUGUUUAAUAAUAUAUUUAAGUAACUAUAACUUAUAUGAGUAUAUAUCUUUUGUGUAAAACAUACAAAUAUUGAAUAUGUAAAAAGUAUCUCACACUAAUAAGAACUGAAAAUUACAAGUGUACACACUAUUUUGUCACAAGUAUUUAUUUAUAAUUUUCGUACAAUGCUCGAUUGAUAUUUUUAUU
Trachymyrmex cornetzi is the source of this 1229-nucleotide messenger RNA. RefSeq names its product NEDD8-conjugating enzyme UBE2F. The record is from RefSeq and is a predicted model, not a curated record. The transcript is spliced from 5 exons. The coding region runs from base 141 to 683 and encodes 180 amino acids. NCBI's taxonomy places the organism in Eukaryota, Metazoa, Arthropoda, Insecta, Hymenoptera, Formicidae.